Messenger RNA from Sordaria macrospora k-hell, 1308 nucleotides. RefSeq lists its product as uncharacterized. The record is from RefSeq and is a predicted model, not a curated record. Lineage: Eukaryota; Fungi; Ascomycota; Sordariomycetes; Sordariales; Sordariaceae.
AUGUCUUCGCCCACUCCUGAUUCUCGACUGGAAGAGAUGAGCAGCCCCCAGCAUCUCAACGCGAACCCCUUCGUGCCCGACGUUCCCAGCGGCCCGAGCGCCCCCACCUCUGCCUUAGACAUCCCUUCGGUGUCUAUCAAAGUUCCUGGCGUAUUCGACCUCUCCUCUAUCCCCGCGACACUCAGUCUCUCCGGCAGCCUCAUCAACGGCUACCCGUUCUCCACCCUUGAUGGGACUGAUGAGAUCGUAAUCUACUCCGGAAACGCAGCCGAGUGUCCCCGGAAGUUUAUCAUCUACGUCGAUUUGACUGGCGACAUGCACGGUGAUAACAUAGAGAAACAAGUGGAGGAGGAGAAGGACACAGAGGAAGAGAGAGAGGAAUCCGAAAAGCCAAAAGAGGACAAGAAUGAAGAGGACCGACACAACCAACAACGACAGCCCAUCCCGUACUGCACUGCCUCAAGAGACAGCAGCAGCGAGAGACACUUGCAGCAUUUACGUGUUGAUGCAACCAGGAGCGUCUUUCCGUGGCAACCGUCGACACCUGCGCCACUCGAUCAAACCUCGCCAGGAUCGCCCGCUGAGUUACCAGUUGAGGCGCCGACUGAGGCACCGGUUGAAGCAUCGGUUGAAGCAUCGGUUGAAGCGUCGGUUGAGUCCAAGCCUGGUUCGCCCGGUGACUUGCCGGACUCUGAAGAGACGGACCCUCCCCAACACCAGGUCAACGACGCAGACCUUACCCACUUGUCAGAAUGCUCAGUCAUCAGAGCCGCUCCCCGUUCAGUUAUCCCCGCCGGCCUGUCCAAUCCAGAGCAGCAUCCCAAACCAUCGAGACCUUCCGGUCCACCGGACCUCAACAACACGCCCGUCAGCCUCUACCUCUGGGGUAGCGCCAUGAACGGUUACCCCUUUUCCGGCCGGGGCCAGAACGAUGGAUUUUGUAUCUGGACCGGUCCCGCGGUUGAUUGUCCCCGGAGGUUCAACAUCAGCCUUGAACUGAACCAGGAGCGGAAAGAGGAUGACGACGACACUGACAACGGCCCUUGGUACAAAGUCCGGCGGAUUGAUGGAGCAUACGACGUGAAGGAAGAGCGGAGCGUCAACAUCUGUUCGAUGAAGCCUGUUUGGCCUUGGGGACCCUUGCCGGUGUCCCCUUACGAUACGCCAGAGGGGUCGAGAAGGUAUUCUCCUGUUGGUUCUUCGAGCGAUCACCCAGAGGGUGGUGUCGGGGUAAGUUCUCCGGUUGGUUCACCCGGUGGCUUGACGGUUGAGUCACCGGCGAGUUUUUGGUCGCAGCUCCGGACAUAG